AUGGGCAAGAAGAAGCGCGGUCACCCCGAUGUCGAGGACGUCCUCUCUCGCCCGUGGUGCUACUACUGCGAGCGUGACUUCGAGGAUUUGAAGCUCCUGAUUUCUCAUCAGAAGGCCAAGCAUUUCAAGUGCGACAGAUGCGGCCGUCGUUUAAACACUGCUGGAGGUCUCUCCGUCCAUUUGAAUCAAGUACACAAGGAGACGCUCACUCAAGUCGAGAAUGCGCUGCCGAAUCGACAAGGCCUGGAUGUCGAGAUCUUCGGCAUGGAGGGUAUCCCACAAGACAUCCUGGACCAGCACAGAAAUCGCAUCAUCCAGAACUUCUACCAAGCACAGGAGGACCGCCGUAUUGCCACCGGUAACCCGCUGCCAGGCCAGUCCAAGCAACCGAGAAAGAAGCUCAAGGUGGAGACCCCGGAGGAGCUGAAGGCGCGUCUUGCCGAACACAGGACGAAAUUGGCCGCUCAGAAGGCCGCAGGAACCAGCGGCAGUCCCGCCAACGGCGCGCCUGCAAGCGCAAGUCCUGGUGCAUUCAACAACUCCCCAUACCCACCGCCUCAAGCGCCAUACGGUGCCGCUCCCGAUCAGCCAUACCCAUCUGGAGGUGCGCCUGGUGCUACCCAGUUCCCGCCGGGCAACUACAAUGGCUUCUCUCCUUCAUCUCUCCCGGCAAGACCGACCAGUGGCCUACAAGCGACGCCUGGCCUUCCUCAACGGCCGCCCCAGUACGGCGGCCAGUUUUGGAACGGCGCCGGCGCUCCGCCCCAAUACCCCGGUCAGACUGUCGACGAGCUGGUUACUGGUGCUGCGCAACAUGGAGACGAGAUUGACGAGCUCAUCCGCAGGGCUGAGUCGGGCAUCAAGGCCCCGAAGAAGCCCGAGGACGAAGAGGAGGCUGCCGGCGACAAGAAGUCGAAGAAGGACAAGGAGAAGAACGUCAGGAUGGUUUACGCAGACACGGAAGUCAGUCCGGAGGAACGCAUGGCACAGCUCCCGAAGUACGCCUGGACCGCGGUUACAUCAUGA
Molecule: messenger RNA, 1026 nt
Organism: Colletotrichum karsti
Lineage: Eukaryota; Fungi; Ascomycota; Sordariomycetes; Glomerellales; Glomerellaceae
Exons: 4
Coding region: 1-1026 (341 amino acids)
Cellular component (GO): nucleus
Molecular function (GO): DNA binding
Source: RefSeq, a predicted model, not a curated record